CAUAUAAUUAAAUCAUUGAAAAGAUAAGAAUUAUUAACUACUCCCAACCCGACCCGAUCUACCCCACUCCCCAAGUCGAUCUUCUCCCCCAAAUAGUUAGUUCUGAGAAUUUUGUGGCUAUAAAUUUCUAAAUCCACAUCAAUUCUAGGGUUUCCAUAUUCUUCUAAAUUCAUCUCCAUUCUCUGCAAAUCCACGAUCAUGGAGGAAAAGUGGGACUUGGAAGAUCAAAAGAUCAGUGCUUGACUUUGUGGAAGAUGAUGAAGCAAUGACCACACUUCAAGAUUUGGAUGAUCCUGAUCGAAACAAGGUUGAAAACAAUGGGUCUAGUAUUGUUGAGAUUAAUACCCCUAUUUCGAAUGAAUUUAAAGGUAAGGGAGUGGAUUCACCUCCCCCUGUGAAAUCCUCACCGAUAUCUAAAGGGUUUGGCUUGAAGAAAUGGAGAAGGAUCAGGAGGGAAUCGAACAAGGAUGGGGAUAGUAACACAGACAGUGGUAAGUUGUUGAAGCGUGGUUUGUCGAACGCCGCUGCAAAUUCCGCAAAACCUGUGCAUUUGUCUGCUGGAGCAAUCCAAAAUAGUGAUGGAUCUGUUUCUUCAACAAAUGCACUAUUGAGGAGCCCUGGUGUUCUAGUUGAUGCCUUUGGUGUAAUUGGUGAUCCUGGGCUGGCUGAUCGGCCUCUAAUUUUUGGUGCCACGGACUCGGAGAACAGUGAGGAUCGGAGUAGUAGGUCUUCGACUGCAGCCAGUGCUCCAAAAGCAAGGUACGAAUCCCCUGUGGUCUAUGGUUAUGUGCCUGAUAAGAAUGGGCAGAUGAGUCUGAGUGGGAAGAAAAUGAGUUCUUUAGCUCAGAAGUCUCAUCAAGGAAAGGGUCGAGCUGAAACUAGUAAAAAGCCUAGAGGAGAAAGGGUCAAAAUCGAGAAGGAAAACUCUCUUUCCAGCAUGGAGUCUGACUCACAGAGCUCCAAUUUUCUCUGUAUGCAGAGUAAUAAUCAUGUAACAAUUAAUGGUAUUAAAGAUGGAAUGUCAGUGAAUAAUGGACAAUUCAAUGAUGCAGCUCUUGCCAGAGAAAGGCCAGUCAGCGAGGAUCUUCAGACUUGUCUAGACAGAAGAAAUGGUAAGAAUUAUGAAACUCAAGAAGAUCUAGCUGCUGAAUCACCCUGGGAUGUUAAAGAAGAGAGGAGUGAGAACCAGGGGUCGUCCACAGAUCAUGAUCCUCUGCUGGAGUCUAUCUUCACCCUUCAAGCUGCUCAGGAAAAACUUGAAAGAGAAAUUCAGAAAUUCAAAGAUAUUGGCAUACCUUCAGAUUUCAGUUCAGAUGACACAGAUUUUCCUGGACUGAGCACAUCUGAGCAGUCACAAUCCAGGAAUGGUGUGCAACAUUCAUUUAACUCAUUGGAGUCUGAAGUGGUUAACUUAAAGCAGAAUGUCAUACUGUUGCAAAAUAAGCUUAAUGAGGAAGCAGACUUGCUUAAGUUAAAGGAAGCCAGAGUUACUGAGCUGGAAGCCAUCUUAAGUAGUGACUCAAAGAAGGAAGAAAAGAAAACAGGAAAUGAUUUGCACCAGAGUACUGAGGACACUGAAAGAGAGCUUGAGGGCCUCUUUAAGCAGAAUAUUGAAGCUGAAAUCGAGUAUCUGGCAAUAUCGAGAACAAUCCAAACGUUGAGAGCUGUAGCAGUUGAUCAAGUUACCCUCUUGGAAGAAGAGAAGAUAUUAGCUACAGAACAAGCACGGAUGGUAAAGAAGCUUGGUGAUUCAGAAACGAAGACUGCAAUGCUCAAGUCACAGGCUGAAAGUUUGGCAAAUUACUGUGAUGAUGUGGCCAGCACUAAAAAAACACGAGAGCUGCAAAAGGGAGUCUGCAAGUAUAGUUCCUAUUUUUUGAUACAGUUGGUAUUGCUGGUUAUCGUCUUUGGACUGUAUGUUUUGCAGAUGUCACCUGAUGCUGUUGAAGUUGUACCGACAUAAUUUUGAGAAGUUGUUGUAGAGCUACCCGGCAGUGUUACUCCAACACAGUAGAUCUUGUUCUUUUGAUCAGAAGCCUCCAGUAAUGCUGCGCCAGUAGAAAGAGUUAAAACUACAAAGCAAAGCUGUUGGUGGGAAGCUCGGUAUAAGCGAUUUGCUGCUUCCACCUUUAAUAAGGCUUCACAAUAGCUCUUUUUUUUUUCUCCCUUUUUAAAAAAGAAAUUCAUUUUAUUCCACUCAGGGUGGAGCAACACUCGAAGUUUAUGUGAUGCUUGGUUGGCAGUAGUAAAGAAAAUAAUCUCCACGUAAAAUUUAACAUUGUCUAUUGAUCAAGUAACAUUGCAUCAAGUGUUUCAAGUGUUCAUGAAUGUACCAUCUAAACAGUGAGUACGAUCACACCUAGUGGUGGUGGGAGAUUAAGAAUUCUUCCAAAAGUGAUCAUAUUCAAGAA
Molecule: messenger RNA, 2411 nt
Organism: Nicotiana tabacum (common tobacco)
Lineage: Eukaryota; Viridiplantae; Streptophyta; Magnoliopsida; Solanales; Solanaceae
Product: WPP domain-interacting protein 1
Source: RefSeq, a predicted model, not a curated record